Molecule: messenger RNA, 1653 nt
Organism: Klebsormidium nitens
Lineage: Eukaryota; Viridiplantae; Streptophyta; Klebsormidiophyceae; Klebsormidiales; Klebsormidiaceae
Source: the annotation of a GenBank genome assembly
UGCUGCUUCAGACUCAGUGCUUGCAAAACAGCUGAUCUGGAGGUGAAAGGAGGCGGUCCCUAGUGCAAUUGACGAGCAGCACCAAGCUUGAACCAGUGUGAUGUGCGUUCUCGGGCCUCGCAAGGCUGAACAGGAGCGAUUCUGCUAGGUAGUGGAGAAUUUCAAGCAUUGGCAGAAGGAAGAAAAGCUCAAAGGCUGCUACUAUGGCAACCCAAGCAGAUGAUGGGAUGACUUCCAGAGCUGAAGCAGCAGCUGAAGGAACCGAGUGUGGGAAUGCUGGUAGCGAGGCGGGGCCUUCUGGGAGGAGCACGCUGCUGGUUGACAAGCACAAAUCGUACAUCAAAAGCUUGGACAAUGACACUGCGACCCUUGACUACCAGCUGACUGAGCAUCUGCGUAUGAGCGGCGUCUACUGGGGCCUGACCGCGAUGGAUUUGAUGCACUGCUUACACGAGAUGGACUCAGAACGGGUGGUCAAAUGGGUGAUGAGCUGUCAGCACAAGAACGGGGCGUUUGGGGGCAAUCGAGAUCAUGAUGCGCACCUGUUGUAUACGCUCAGUGCGGUGCAAAUCCUGGCGCUGUAUGAUAAGUUGGACCUGCUUGAUGGGAAGAAGAUCGCAGCAUAUGUGGUCAGCUUGCAGCAAGAAGAUGGGUCGUUCGCAGGCGACGAGUUUGGCGAGAUUGACACCAGAUUUUCGUACGCGGCCAUCCUGUGCCUCUCCCUUCUCAACAAGCUACACUCCAUCAAUGUGCCCCGGGCGGUCGACUACAUUAUGCAGUGUCAAAACUUUGACGGCGGCUUCGGUGUGGCUCCGGGGCUGGAGUCGCACGCGGGCCAGAUCUUCUGCUGCGUAGCCUCGCUUGCAUUAACAGGGUCGCUGCACCGGCUGGACCGGGACCUGCUCGGGUGGUGGCUCGCGGAGCGGCAGGUGAAGGAGGGCGGCCUCAACGGACGCCCGGAGAAGCUGCCGGACGUGUGCUACUCGUGGUGGGUUUUGUCGAGCCUGGUCAUCAUGGAUCGCGUACACUGGAUCGACCAAAAGGCGCUGCAGCGGUUUAUCUUAGACUGCCAGGACGAAGAGCGAGGGGGCAUCUCCGACCGACCAGACGACAUGGUCGACGUGUUCCACACGUAUUUUGGCGUGGCGGGACUUUCGUUGCUUGGGUACCCGGGAUUGAAAGCCAUCGAUCCCGCGUAUGCGCUCCCCAUAGAUGUAGUUGAGAAGAUUGUCCGUUCAAGAAGAACAGAAAGUUAGCACGCCCUUAGUACAGUUGCAAGUGUAGAUAGUCGUUUAUGCAAUGUGUCAUGCAUGGCAUCCGUGCAGCAAGUCGACUGCUCGGCUUUUUGAGAGUAUUUGAGCUUAUGAGCUGAGAUUAUGGUUGGUUCUUUCUCGAGUCCGACCAUCUCCAAUGACGGAGAAUGUAAGGUCGUAGGUCGCUCUGCAAUCGAUGUUAUUGUUAGGUCCAUGCAACAGAAAAGUGCGUUCCUCCCCUCUCUUGAUACUGUUCGUAUAUUGAGAAGAUCUUUUCAUUUUCGAUAUUUGCUGCCAGUAAAGGAUUGUAGACAGGACCGGCCGGUAUCAAUCAUUAGAGGUGACAAAGUUCUCAAUCAACAGAGACGUACUCUCUUAAUUGUACAACAUAGAGCCGGAG